AACGACCAUCGCGGCUCGUGGCCCUGAUGCAUUCCACCUGCGUUUCCUCCAAAAUUCGUUCGUCAAAUUUUCGAGGGCAGCGAUUCCUCCAAGAUUCAAUCGAAAAAUAAUUAAGAAUAAGAUGAGAAGGGGUUCGUGGGAGACGAAAUUAGUGCAAGAAUUGCUUCUGUAUGCGGCGAGUGCUGCUUUGAGCUGUUUGGUGCUGGUCGUGGGGCUCAGACAGCUGGACCCCAAUCGCGAUGCGUCGAAGAAAGCACUAGAGCAUAAGAAGGAAAUCGCGAAGCGUUUGGGAAGGCCUCUUAUUGAGACCGAUGCUUAUGAGGACGUUAUAGCCUGUGACGUAGUCAACCCUGAUCAUAUUGACGUCAAAUUUGAGUCUGUUGGAGGACUGGAUUCUAUUAAACAAGCACUAUAUGAAUUAGUUAUUCUUCCUCUACAAAGGCCAGAGUUAUUUUGUCAUGGAAAGCUUCUUUGUCCUCAAAAAGGCGUGUUGCUAUAUGGACCACCUGGAACUGGGAAGACAAUGCUUGCCAAGGCAAUUGCAAGAGAGUCUGGUGCUGUUUUUAUUAAUGUUAGAACAUCAAACCUAAUGAGCAAAUGGUUCGGGGAUGCGCAAAAACUAGUGGCUGCUGUUUUCUCAUUGGCAUACAAACUGCAGCCAGCCAUUAUUUUCAUUGAUGAAGUCGACAGUUUUCUGGGUCAACGUAAGAGUACAGACCAUGAAGCAUUAGCCAACAUGAAGACUGAAUUUAUGUCUCUGUGGGACGGUUUCACUACAGACCAACAUGCCCGGGUGAUGGUACUUGCUGCCACCAAUCGGCCAUCAGAGCUUGAUGAAGCAAUUUUACGACGUUUCCCUCAGGCAUUUGAAAUAGGAAUUCCUGAUAGAAGGGAGAGGGCAGCAAUAUUAAAGGUGAUACUGAAGGAUGAAAAAGUUGAAGAUGCCAUUGAUUAUGACUAUAUAGCCAGUCUUUGCGAUGGAUGUACGGGUUCGGAUCUUCUUGAGCUCUGCAAAAAGGCUGCUUAUUUUCCAAUUAGGGAUGUUCUCAAAGAUGAAAAAGUUGGAAAACCAUCAAAGGAGCCAAGGCCACUGUCUCAGUUGGAUUUAGAAAGAAUCAUCGAUACCACAAGAAAUACAAUGGUUUCUGCGAGUGAGUAUGCCUCUUUAUGAUCCGAAGAUCGAUGAAUUCGGCAGAAGAGGAUGCUAUCAAGAAGCAUUCAUUCCAAAACUUGUAAAUUUUCUAUGCACAAGGUUCCUCAAAUAUGGUCGUGAAGAUCGAUGUUGUUCCAUCACAUAACUGCUUUCUUGGCUUCUCUAUAUCAUAUCAUAGUGUUAAAAAAUGUAAUAGAGGGAUUCCGUUCCAUUGGGACUUCUGUUUUCUCUAGUCCCCAUUUUUGGUACAUCCUUGUUUGGUAACUGGUAUGCCUACAUUACAGUAUCAUGUUUAAUUAUUUACCAAAUUUUCAGAUAUAUAUACUUUUUAAUUUA
Molecule: messenger RNA, 1489 nt
Organism: Andrographis paniculata
Lineage: Eukaryota; Viridiplantae; Streptophyta; Magnoliopsida; Lamiales; Acanthaceae
Exons: 5
Coding region: 122-1171 (349 amino acids)
Cellular component (GO): mitochondrial outer membrane
Molecular function (GO): ATP binding; ATP hydrolysis activity
Source: RefSeq, a predicted model, not a curated record